Aplysia californica (California sea hare) is the source of this 2776-nucleotide messenger RNA. Its product is annotated as alpha-glucosidase. The record is from RefSeq and is a predicted model, not a curated record. Gene Ontology annotation, biological process: carbohydrate metabolic process. Lineage: Eukaryota; Metazoa; Mollusca; Gastropoda; Aplysiida; Aplysiidae.
GCCUAGGCUAAAGUGGCAUGCUGGUUUGACGAAAUUUGUUCGUGAUCAAGGACCUUAGAAUAUUUAAUUCUAUUCAUAACCUUCUUGACGCUGACCUGGAAGCUUGAGGCUUGUGACUUGGUGGACUUGGGUAUUGCGAGCACCGAGCGGCUUUGCUAGUUGCUACAACUAGGCCUAGGGAACAACUCAGCCGCCAACACACUCGCCCGCUGUGUUUUGUCUGCAGCACACACACACACAUCCUUCGUACAUUCAUUCUUUUCCCCGAGAUUCUACCUUCCUGGUCGAAGCUUCUGUGUUGAUAUCCUGGAUUCGGGUAAAAAAGGACAUUAAAGUUAUCGUGGACUUUGUCCCUGGACACAGCAGUCACCUUCACCCCUGGUUCCAGAAGAGUGUGAGACGAGAGGAACCCUACACGGACUACUACGUGUGGCAUGACGGGAAGACGGGCGACAACGGGGAGAGACUGCCGCCAAACAACUGGCUGAGUGUGUUUGGCGGAUCGUCCUGGGCCUGGAAUGAAGAGAGAGGACAAUUUUACUUCCGGCCCUUCCUCCCUGAACAACCCAAACUCAACUACAGGAAUCCGCGAGUGGUGGAAGAGAUGAAGAAUGUGCUCCGGUUUUGGAUGUCUCGGGGCGUGGACGGGGUGAGGGUAGACGCCGUCUCCGAGAUCAUGGAGACCAAUACGAGUACUUGAACCAUAUCCACACGAGCAUGCACCCAGAAGGCUUUCCUCUGAUCAGAGGAUGGAGAGAUGUCAUGGACGAAUACGAGAAAAAGGAUGGAAAGAGCAGGUUUAUGGUGAUAGAAAUCUACGCUCCUGCCAAAAGUCGAAAUGUGUACCGUGAGUUUGGCGGAAAUCCCUUCAACAUGGACCUGGUAGACCUUGAAAGGUCAGGGCUGUCUGGUCAGUCCUUGAAGUCACUCAUUGAAGAGGAGUACUCCAAUAUUGGAGGGGGCUGGCCUACUUUUGUUCUGGGCAAUCAUGACCGAAACAGACUGACCUUCAGGUUUGGCCGAGAGUUUGCCGAUGUUUUGAACAUGCUGCUGCUCACUCUCAAAGGCACACCCACUACCUACUACGGCGAGGAGCUGGCUAUGUCGAACAUUGAGGUCUCCUUUGAGGAUACUCAGGAUCCUUUUGGCAAGAACAUGGGACCGGAGCGCUAUGAACUGUUCUCCCGAGACCCCUGCCGCUCACCUAUGCAGUGGGACAACACCCGACACGCUGGCUUCACAAAAAGCGACCAUCCCUGGCUGCCUGUACACCCAGAUUACGCUAACUGUAACGUGAAGACACAGACAAAGUCUGAUGGGUCAAGCACGUCUUUGACUCUGUACAAAGCUCUUGCUACGCUAAGACAGAAGCCUGCCUUUCUGUGCGGGGGAAUUGAGUUCGCAAUCUGCAACAAAGAGGUAUUUUCCUACAUCCGGGAAGACAAAACUUCUGGCGAGCGCUAUCUGGUGGCCCUGAAUGUGGGCAAAGUUCCCGCCCUCUCAGACUUCAGCGGGUCACCUGUGAACGCCACAGUGGAGAUCUGUACAUGCUCAGCCAGCAAGCGCUUGACCACUGGUCAGACUGUUAGUUUGCAAGGACUGACUCUGAAUCCUGGGGACGGUGUAGUGCUCAAACUUUAAUUACAACUCGGCAUGUUUCCCUUUUAUUAAGUAGUUUGUUUGUUUUUUUUAAGAUUUGUUUUCAUUUAUUCUAUUUGAGCAAAUUCCUUUUAAAAAAAGAAGAGUUGUACGUUUAUAUUUUUACUUUUAGACACAGUGUGUUUCUUUUUAUAACAUUUCUUUUAUAUCUUUCAUAGUUGCAGGUCUACAUGUUUCUUAUUUUAUAAUAAUGAUAUUAAUAAUAAAUAAUAAUAAUAAUAAUAAUAAUAAUAAUAAUAAUAAUAAUAAUAAUAAUAAUGAUAAAUAAAUAAUUGCAUCUAUAUACCGCAUAUCCACACGACAGCAUGCUCUUUACAACCAUUUUUACAACAGCACACGCAAAAACAUCCACAAACAGUCUUGGCUUCCUGGUAACCACAUUGUGCAAGCAGCCAAUUAAGCGCACUCUAACAAACUGACAAGAUCUUUCACCGACUAUAGUCGGGUACCCAUUGAUAUAAAGUGCCUUUCCCAAAAAUGCAAUGUCGGGCCCCUGAUGGGUUUCGAACCCAUGACCUUUCUGUUAUGAGCCUGAUCACUUAAGCACAAGAUAUCUGAUGCCUUGACACAGUAGUCUUUCUGGACAACUCUGGGCAACAGUAACAAGGACCCACAAAGGAUAUAUUUGUGUUUAAAUUAAUUACCACUGUUGUCCCAACAAUGAUUUUCUUGAUGUAACAAUACAUCUUAGAAGACAUGAAAAUAAUAUCUUCAGAGUAAGAACACAACACACGAAACUUAGAAGCGUACGUGUACAGAUGUUUUAAAGUAGUUCAGUCCCCAAAAUAUCAGAGUGGAGAAGCGGACCAGACUGUGGAACUAUACCCCCCGGCAAUACAGGACAUACAGGGCCCUGAGACAGGAGACAUGGCCAACCCAAGUAGCACUGCAGAAGACAGCUGUUUGAGCAGACAUAAAGACUGAGCAAGACGGCCCAGUACAGUCCAGUCCAUUUAUAACAGCUUCUGUUAUAACAGGAACUUGGAUAUAACAGUGAUAAAUCAAUUCCCCUUUUUUUCUAAAUAAGUGUAAGAAAUAUGAACCCAGGAUCCCAGUCAGAGAUGAGGCAGGAAGAAGGCGGUGGCGAUGGAUUGGACAUAAUCUCAGGAAGUCAGGC